AUGACCACCUCCACCUCCGGCGCGCCCAAGCCCCCAAGCUUCAAGCGCUCCUCGCCCAGGAAGAAGUCGCGGCUCAGAAGCCGCCGCGUCGCCGCCGGUGGCGGAGAGGCCGAGGCCGAGGCGGCGGUGAGCCCGGCGUUGACGAGGGCACUGCUUCCUGCAUCGGUGGAGUUGGACGCGGUGCCGCCGCCUGUUGGGCGUACAUUGCCGCGAGACUUCUUCGAGGUGGAUGCCCUCGACCUCGCCCCCCGCCUCCUCGGCAAGUUGCUGCAGCGCGACGAGGUCGUCCUCCGCAUCACCGAGGUGGAGGCCUACAGGCCAAAUGAUUCCGCAUGCCAUGGCCGGUUCGGCAUCACAGCAAGGACUGCUCCAGUGUUUGGACCCGGAGGCCAUGCAUAUGUGUAUCUGUGCUAUGGACUCCACAUGAUGCUCAAUGUUGUUGCCGAUAUAGAGGGGGUUGGUGCUGCUGUUUUGAUCCGGUCAUGUUCUCCAGUUAGCGGUCUAGAAACUAUUCAGCGACGCCGAGGUCAACAAACCGAGAAACCAAUCCUACUUACAGGACCAGGCAAGGUUGGACAAGCUCUGGGCCUAUCCACUGAUUGGUCGAACCAUCCUCUCUACACACCUGGUAUGCUCGACUGA
Messenger RNA from Miscanthus lutarioriparius, 642 nucleotides. The record is from the annotation of a GenBank genome assembly. Lineage: Eukaryota; Viridiplantae; Streptophyta; Magnoliopsida; Poales; Poaceae.